Messenger RNA from Pneumocystis carinii B80, 1477 nucleotides. RefSeq lists its product as hypothetical. Bases 46 to 1431 code for a protein of 461 amino acids. The record is from RefSeq and is a predicted model, not a curated record. Gene Ontology annotation, cellular component: MUB1-RAD6-UBR2 ubiquitin ligase complex. Lineage: Eukaryota; Fungi; Ascomycota; Pneumocystomycetes; Pneumocystales; Pneumocystaceae. Gene Ontology annotation, biological process: ubiquitin-dependent protein catabolic process; establishment or maintenance of cell polarity. The transcript has 2 exons.
UUCCCUCUUUUCCCCAUCUUCCUCUCUCGAUUAAAAAAGAUUUUCAUGAGAGAAUCUAACUAUUGUUCACCGUCUCAAAACAAAGCUUCUAUAGGCAUAACAUCCGCUGUUUAUGACAGAAGAGCUCUUGAUUGUACAGCAGUAUUGCCUUUAGUUAAUUCAUUAUCACAUCUAUCAUUUCUUACAUCAACAUCAUCACGUAUUAGAGAGAUCUUAAUAGAAGAUGAAGGAUUAGAACGGCUGGUUCGUAUUCUUAAAGAAGGGGGAUUUAAGAGCCGGUUAGAUAUGUGGAAAUGGCAGUUGGCAUUUCAGUGUGUAGUUAAUGUUGGGAUCAGAGGAUCUGAGAGAGUACGUACACGAGUCGUGGAGGCAGAGAUGGUACCGGUUAUAGUUAGUAUAUUAGAAGGGUUUCUAGAGAGAGCAGAAAGAGAUCAUGAGAUGGAAUCAGGAGGAGAAAUAAGAAGAAUGGGAUAUUCAUUUUUAAGGCCUAUGAUUGGAUAUGGUAUGAUGGUAGAAGGGAUGGGAAGGAAUGGAAGGAGAAGAUGGGAGAUGAAUGAAGGAGGGGUUAAUGAGGGUGUAGAAGGAGGGGAAAGGGAUAGUAGAAGAAGGGAUAUAAGGGAAGGAAGAUUAUCGGUAGUAGAACUUGAAGAAUCGGUGAGAGAAAGUAUGACAAGAUUUUCAUCGAUGAAUGAAUAUGUGAGAGGGGAAUUUCUUGGAGAAGGGUAUGAGCUUGAGGAGGGAGUGGAGAUAGAAGAGGGGAAUUCUGGGGAAUUAGUGUCAAGUCGGGAGAGAAAUGUUUUUGGAGGGGGAGGAGGAGGAGAAAGAGAAGGGAUGGAAGGGAUGGAAGAGGAUAAUGGGGUUAUAAAUGAGGUAUAUGGUAUUAAUAGAGUGGAAGAAGGGGGGGAAAAUGGGGUAGAAAUGAUGAAUGAAAGGAAUUCGGAGAUAAGAAGACGAGAAUCGGUACAACAGGCGAUAUUUUUUGAUUCGAGACAUUUUUUCUUCAGAAAUGAAGACAAUGUUAUUUUUUGUUUACAGCUAUUGGCAUAUAUAUCAAAAUAUCCUCAACUUAGAUCAUAUUUUCAAAAAUCUCAUGAUAUCCCGAGACUUCGUUAUUGUAAUACAGGAGAAAUCGAUGAAGAAAAGGUGACACCGAUUAAUGUAUUUGCCCUAGUGGAAAGAUUUACAUUGCGUAUUCAUCCGGUUGAAGUACAAUAUUGGGCAGGCGUUAUUAUGAGGAAUGCUUGUCGAAAAGAUGAAUCAAGAGGAGGUAUUCGUCAAUGUGCAUAUAUAGAUUGUGGAAGAUGGGAGACAUUUAAUAGACAAUUUGCAAAGUGUAGAAGAUGCAGAAGAACGAAAUAUUGUAGCAAGCAAUGCCAAUCAAGAGCAUGGCCAGGGCAUAGAUGGUGGUGCAGAGAACGGGCAAGUAACUGAAAAAAAAAAGAAUUUUUAUUACAAGUUUGAUAAGUUAUAAAUUCCU